AGGCAAUGAUAAUGCAAUAAAUGCAUGCUCCCUAAACGUACAUCCUUCAAGACCGUCCUGCUGAGCUAACCGAAGUCAAAUACCAUUGGACCAAGGAUGUAAACGUGACACCUCAACAUAAUUAUGAUAAUCUACCAGAUGGGAUAUAUAAUGAUGCUCAAAUCUCCAUUACUUUAUUUCUUGUUGCGACGCAUUCAUUACAAGAUUUUAGGAAAGACGGUCUAAGCGACUGAACCAUGACCAUGAAAGGUUAUCUGACAGUUGCACUUAUAAUCACUGGAUGCGUUUCCGGGGGAAGAGCGUUCGGUGUGGAUAUAAACGCUGUGAAAGCUAUCUUCGACGUAGCAGAUUCACAAACCUGGAUAGACUUUCUAAAAGACCCGAGUAAAGCAGGGAGAAGUGGACUUAUUGUUAUUGAUCUUGGUCCAAAUUUUUUUGACGCAGCCUGUGAAGGUGAAAAAACUCAAGUUGUUGGCAGAAAUGGUGAUGUGUGCUUCAUCGUUCAAACAUCAUGCCGGAACUACAACGUAAUGAAGAGCAUCAAGAAGGACAUAAAGGACAUCCUUGGCAAACUAAAAUAUGAGUCCUUUUACACCACUAUAACUUAUAGCGAUAACGCGAGACAGGCGAAGGCACAAAAUAAAAGAUGGAUUGUUAAUGCAAAGAGAGUUUACCCAGGCAGGCUGAGAGUUGGAGAAGACUGCAACGACUGCCAAGCUAGAACUGACAAAGCCCUUGAAAAAUGUGAAGAAUACUUUAAUGAUACUGCUCUCAAUGGGAGAGAGACGGUCCCCAAAACAAUCGUCCUUUUUACAGAUGGUGUCUCAUUUGGCGAUAAGUUCAUGGAAUUGGAAGCGACGAGAAAGCUUACAAUUGACAAAUUAAUUGAAAUACAAAAAGUUCAAAGGGGGUAUGAGUUAGCCCUCCAAGUCGUUAAGAUUAACCAACCAAGUCAUACUGCAAUAUCAACAUUUAAUGAUGAAUGGGGUAUGAUGUCUUAUAUUCCUGCUAAAUUUCCCGAAAGGGUACAUGUGAACAAACUUGGAGAAAAUAAUGACCAAGACGUGGAAAUCGCUGUUGCUGGAGAAAAGCUAGUAGACGAACUUGUACCAAAACCAUGCUGCACGGCAGAUGUCGUGUUCAUCAUUGAUACCUCAGACAGCAUUAAUUCAACAGAUAUACAACUUCUUCUCGAUUUCGUCCAUGGGUUUAUAGAGGUCCAGGAGAAGAUGUUGAAUCCCAAAGCCGAUGACAAAACCUACGGUCUUCAGAUUGCUGUUCUAACAUAUUGUGGAGCAGUAAAAGUUCACGCCACACUUGGGGAGAAAAGUAGAGAAGAACUUAUGACUAUAAUCGACGGUAUCAGUAAUAAAUCUUGCACAUUUACAUCUACACAUUUGGCUCUGAAGUCGGCACUGCAUCAAUUGGAUAAGACACCAAAAGCACGUAAAGAACCACAUGUCAGGAAGAUAGCCGUUUUAGCCACUGAUGGUCGAACUUAUAAAGUUGGAACGAAUCAGGCGUACACAGGCCCUGAUACAAUUAAUGCCGCGAAAGCCAUCAAGAACAUUGGAGAUGGACGGGGAGAAGUGUUCCUUGUUGGUUUACCCAACAAGAAACUGAAAACUACCGGAGUUAAUGAUGAAUGGCCUCACCUUCCGUCAGCACCAACUAAAUGUAAUUUCGUGGACAUGAGAAAUGGAACAUUUGAAGAUCUAAGUGCUGUCGGAAAAUACCUUACUAAGAAGAUUUGCUAUGAAAAAGACGCUGCUUUCUGUUUCUUUGAUGAUAAAAAGCAGGACAAAAAAGAAGAAAGAGAUUGACAAAAUGUUUCUGAACCCCAUUUCUGAAGAUAAAUUGAUAAAGUUAUUGCGGAAGAGGAGUGGUCUGCUUAAACCUUAUUUUUGAAAAAUGUCUUUGUACGAAAUAUACAAAAUCUUAUAAUUAACAUAAA
Owenia fusiformis is the source of this 1954-nucleotide messenger RNA. The record is from the annotation of a GenBank genome assembly. Lineage: Eukaryota; Metazoa; Annelida; Polychaeta; Sabellida; Oweniidae.